AUGGAGGCCUUCCUGGCAUGGAUUACAGGCUACGAAGCGGCGCAGCAGAAGAAGCGAGACGAACAAGCGGCGAGAUUGAGAGCCAUCUGUGCGAAGUACAGAGAGAUGUCGGCGAAAGAAACGGAAUGCUUCGCUAGGUCUAAUGAGCGACUGGCCCGGAACAUAGAGCAGGGGAACGGAGCAACCAGGGAAGCCGCGGAAGCGAUUGUGGCUCUCGAGGAAAUCUUAGCCGGGAUGGACAAGAGGAACAAGAGAUAUGAAGCGCUGGAGAAGGAAUACGGUUGGCAAGCCGAUGACGGGCAGGCUGCGUUGUUCUAG
This is a messenger RNA of Coniosporium apollinis CBS 100218, 318 nucleotides long. RefSeq lists its product as uncharacterized. The transcript is spliced from 2 exons. Lineage: Eukaryota; Fungi; Ascomycota; Dothideomycetes. The record is from RefSeq and is a predicted model, not a curated record. The coding region runs from base 1 to 318 and encodes 105 amino acids.